CAAUCUGGAGCGUUUCCUGCACCUGAUCUUGCCCAACUAGUUUCGCCAGAUAUGACUCUGGAACCAUUGAUGAUGUGGUUGGCUGCAAAUCCCUCCUACGCCUCAUCCAAUCUUGCAUUUACUGACCCCAUGUCCAUAUUAACAACUGGUAGUGCUGGAGCUCCAAGACCCCCAGUUGAAAUCCCCCAGCAGCCACGCUUCCACUACACUCGUGGACCACGUAACAAGCGUCGAUCAAACCCUCAGAAGCAACCAUCGCCACGAGCAGCCGCUCCGCCGUUGUCGUUCAGCCCAACAGAUUUCCCACCAUUGCAGUAA
Messenger RNA from Strongylus vulgaris, 318 nucleotides. The record is from the annotation of a GenBank genome assembly. NCBI's taxonomy places the organism in Eukaryota, Metazoa, Nematoda, Chromadorea, Rhabditida, Strongylidae.